Messenger RNA from Salvelinus sp. IW2-2015, 1695 nucleotides. Its product is annotated as polyprenol dehydrogenase. The record is from RefSeq and is a predicted model, not a curated record. Gene Ontology annotation, molecular function: oxidoreductase activity. Lineage: Eukaryota; Metazoa; Chordata; Actinopteri; Salmoniformes; Salmonidae.
UUCAUUCAUAAGAGCCGGAGCAACAGAGCCCGCUUAUUCAUCCUCUGUUUCUUCGCUGCUGACAUGCAGUCUUUCUUGUCUCCAUUUAACAAGGCGAUCUUAGUGGCUUUGUUUAUUUUUGCCAUCUUACUCAUUCUUUAUGUAAUACUAUGGUAUAUAUGCCGAGACGUGGAUUGUGACCACGGUAUCUGACGCUUGUCGUGAGAAAAGCAGACGAUACCCWGACUUUGGCUUAUACGGAGACGCGCCAGGGUGACCCUUUGUUUUGCCCAAACAAAAUGGAAGGGUUGCCAUAGUGACGGGGGGUGCCCGAGGAAUGGGUUAUGAGACUGCAAGACACCUGGCAAACCUUGGCAUGCAUGUGGUUAUAGCUGGGAACUCUGAAGAGGAAGGCCUGCGAGCUGUGAAGAAGAUCCACGAAGAGGGCAGCGAGGGGAAAGUGGAGUUUCUGUUCCUGGACCUGUGUUCCCUAAAGUCGGUACGGCAGUUUGUCCAAAGGUUUAAAGCCAGGGCUCUACCACUUCACGUCCUUGUGAACAAUGCCGGCAUCAUGCUGGUUCCAGAGGGAAAGACAGAGGACGGUUUCGAGCUGCACUUUGGUCUGAACUAUCUGGGACACUUCCUGUUGACAAACCUCCUCCUGGACAAAUUGAAGAGGUCUGGGAGACACGAUGCCUGCUCCCGCGUCGUCACCAUGUCCUCCGCCACACACUACGUUGGAAGACUCAAUAUGGAAGACCUACAGGGCAGGUCCUGCUACAGUGCACAUGGUGCCUACUCUCAGAGUAAACUGGCUCUGGUUCUCUUCACAUACCAUCUGCAGGAGAAGUUAACAGCAGCAGGGUUCCCAGUAACAUCCAACGCAGUAGACCCAGGCAUGGUGGACACUGACCUGUACAACAACCUCUGCAUUCCAGCCCAGGCAGCCAAGAAACCUGUUGCCAAAAUGCUGUUUAGGACCCCAGCCGAGGGAGCGUCUACAGCUAUCCUGGCUGCCACUGCGUCUCAGCUGGAGGGGGUCGGAGGCUGCUACUUCUAUAACGGGGAGAGAGCUGAAUCCGCUGACAUUACUUACGAUCACAACGUGAGGGCUGAGCUGUGGAAACAGAGCUGUGCGCUGGUUGGUCUUCAGGAGGCCUAGAGGYGGAACCAGGAACCAUGAUCUUAGAAAUAUGCCAAGAUCAACGGCAUGACACCUCCCUCCAGCGUCAACAACAACCAAGCUGCGUCCCAAUUCUCAARCCUUCCCUUCGGCCCUAAGUGUGCACUUGUUCCCUUCCCUUCAUGGAUCUUAAAGCACUGCUAUAGGAAAUAUGGUAGCAACUUCCUCUAGCCUAGGCUGACACCAAUCCAAUGCUUUUAAAUUCAUGGGGAGGAGAGCACAAGUGCGUACUUUAGUAGUAUCGGGAUACAGCCCAAGUCAGCCCCAGCCAGCACUAUAUAGAGCAACAGCCUGUGGACUUAGGCUUCCUGAUUACUUAGCAACAUCUAACUACAGCAAAAACUUUGGUUGUUGCCUCUACUGUAACUGUCCUCUCUUGACCUCUGUCCUCAUAGUACUGCAUAACACAUCAGCAUUGGAAUCAACUCUCCAGCAUAUCAUAUCUUCUAACAUAUCUURUCCUCCGCAAAGACAGUUCUGAAGACAUCCAUUCUACCAUGCGACAAGCACUAUUAAACACAUGCUGAACUGCA